ACGAUGUCUUGGUACUGCGCUCUCCUCCUACCAGCAAUGUCGUACGAUUCCCGGUACACGAGGGCGUCUAUACUGCGGCAAGGCAGCAGCGAGGCUAUCUGGCAACGCACUCUAGCCCCGCAGACGCUUAGCAAAUGUCCUUUAAGUAACGAAGUCUGCCUUCGCCUCUCUUGCCCCGCUAAGUCAGCCAUGCAAGGGCCCAUCACUACCCUGCUCAUUGCACUCGCCGCUACCUGCAGGUCGGUCGCCCAAAGCAGUUCGGCGGUAGCGACUAGCUACCCGGCCAGUUCGUGCAUCUUCGCGUGCGUCAAUGAGGCUGCUUCAACCGCAGGCUGUCCGUUUUACACAGACCUAUUCUGCGUAUGCGCGUCGACAGCGUACGAAAAUGCAGCAACUUCGUGCUUUCAAAGUAAAUGCACCGCGGCAGAGGCACAGCUAGCACAGACCAUACAUCAGGACCAAUGCGCAUACGUCUCAGCUGUGUCCAGCCUUUCCUCUGAUGCCUCGACUUUCACCGCGGCAGCCUCGUCUGCACUUGUCUCCGGCUCGUCGAAGGCGGUAUCAGUGUCUUCGGCGUAUUCGUCCUACGGAUCGUUCCUCUCGUCGGAAUACUCCGCAUAUGGUGCAUCGCUCUCGUCGGACUACUCAUCGCUCGGCUCAUCCCUAUCCGUGCUCUAUUACGGAGAAUCGUGACGACGACGGGGAGCGGCGCUACUUCGACCGCGCAGACGACUUCAACAACGACUUCGGCAUCGGGAACGACAGCCAAUGCUGGGACUAGCCUUCGUGUGGAAGUUUCGAUGAUGCAUAGUGUGAUUACUUCGAUGUUGGGUGUUAUAUUUGGCGUGACUAUGUUGUUGUAGGAUUGAACUGAUGGUAUAACGACGGGUGUACAGUAUAGAUAGGGCAUUGGCGAGGAAACGUGACCCAGUAACUCAUCUUUUGACAACCAUGAACGACUGCGCGGGAGACGAUUGUGCUGACUCUCCCGUGGGCAUAGGGUCAUUCAC
Molecule: messenger RNA, 1010 nt
Organism: Fomitopsis serialis
Lineage: Eukaryota; Fungi; Basidiomycota; Agaricomycetes; Polyporales; Fomitopsidaceae
Exons: 3
Coding region: 4-693 (229 amino acids)
Source: RefSeq, a predicted model, not a curated record